Messenger RNA from Tarenaya hassleriana, 2099 nucleotides. Its product is annotated as inositol hexakisphosphate and diphosphoinositol-pentakisphosphate kinase 2-like. Gene Ontology annotation, molecular function: diphosphoinositol pentakisphosphate kinase activity; 5-diphosphoinositol pentakisphosphate 1-kinase activity; inositol hexakisphosphate kinase activity. NCBI's taxonomy places the organism in Eukaryota, Viridiplantae, Streptophyta, Magnoliopsida, Brassicales, Cleomaceae. Gene Ontology annotation, biological process: inositol phosphate biosynthetic process; inositol metabolic process. The coding region runs from base 563 to 1663 and encodes 366 amino acids. The transcript has 13 exons. The record is from RefSeq and is a predicted model, not a curated record.
ACUUUUAUGGCCUCGUGUUCCCUUCCACUUCUUAUUUUUCCUACUAUUAUGUUCAUUAAUCAUUAUUCAUUAGGGAUAAUUAAGUCACUAAAUAAGUUGGCAUUUUAAGUUUUUUUUUUCAGGAAACUAUAGUUGAGCCUCUUCGGUGAUGAGCCCAUAUACUUUAUUGGGCCCAAAUUAAAAGGCCCAUUAGUCAAAAUAGGCCUCCACCGCCUUAUAGUCCACUCUAUAUUAUCCUAAAACGGUUCCUUGCAAAUUCAAAUAUUUAUGCUCCCUCCGGAUCGUCAACUGUUCAGAGAUCAUCGUUGUGACGGAGUAGAACCCACUCAAGGAGAUCGAAAUGGAGCCCAUCUUCUGCCGAUCGAGCACUCUCGAUCUUACGCCUUCACAUUUCCGUUUUGAGCCUUCCUUGCCUUUACUAAUACCAUCAAGUUGUAUCAUUCUGUAAAUGUAAAGUAUCGGCAUAUACUUGAUCCUGGAUCGGAGGCUUGAGCGGCAGAUACAUAGAUGGUAGCUUUAAUUUGAAAGCUCAAGCCGCUGGUUCAUCUAUCUCAAACGUCAAAUGGCAAUGAGGAGUCUGACCUACAAUGAGCCCCGGGCAUUGAUUUUCCUCGAUGCGGAUACCAAUGGAGAGGAUGAAGAAACAAAGACGUGCGAAACAAAGACAUACAAAAGUUUCUUGGCAGGUGAGGUUGGGAAUCGAUCAAGUGAAUUUCAUCCGGAGGUCAGAAGAGUAAAGAGAGAGGGUUCUAAUAUAUAUGAGGAAUUUAUGCCCACUGGAGGGGCUGAUGUUAAGGUUAGGUAUCCAGUUUUGCUAACACCUGCGGAGAAGCAAAUGGCGAGGGAAGUUUGCAUUGCUUUUAGGCAAACGGUCUGUAGGUUUGAUCUCCUGCGCUCAGAGGGUCGUUCCCAUGCUUGUGAUGUAAAUGGAUGGAGUUUUGUGAAGAACUCUUACAAUGUAAGGUAUUAUCAUGAUGCUGCCUGUGUGCUGAGGAAAAUGUUUUUGGAUGCAAAGGCUCCUCAUCUUUCUUUGACAAUUCCUCCUAUCUUGCCAUGGAAGGUCAACGAACCUGUCCAAUCUAAUGAAGGACUAACUCGCCAAAGGAGUGGCAUUAUUGGCGCCUCUGGGCAAUUGGAGGAGCUACGUUUGCGUCGUUGCUAUUUAGAAUUUUGCUUUUUCAUGCAAGUUACAUCUCACGUUGUAGAUGUUUUUAUUUUUAGGGUGGGGCAUUUCUCUUGCAUAUACAGAAAUGUUCAAUUCAAGCCGUUGCCGUGGGUUAAAGUACCAAAAAGUGAGAGUGAAGGCGAAGAAGAACAGCCGGUGGAGGAACUUAUGGCUCUGAAAUAUGGGGGAGUUCUUACACAUGCUGGUAGAAUACAGUUCUAUUCAGCAGUUGUGAUGAUCAAUGUCUGCUUGAGUGGUUUGAGAUGGAACGGUACCAUUUUUCCCUCGGAGGUGAAGGCACUGGCUUGCUUCGUCUCCAUAGUACAUACCGUCACGACCUUAAAAAUUUACAGCUCCGAUGAGGGACGUGUUCAGAGCUUCCGGGAAAAAAAUAUGAAAGGGUUUGGCAUUGUUGACGUAGAAGCACAGCUGGUUUCUCUGGUUAACAGAAUAAUGCCAGCAGAGAAAUGGAAGAGGCCAAGAAAAGGGAAGAAAUGAACGUGUAGCAUGAAGCUGAUUAAAUUGUUUUGUUUGGACAAACUCGUUUAUCCUUACAAAACCGAAAAGGAGGUAAUGGUAAUGAUAUCGCCUUAUCAGCCUUAUUCUCUCACUUUUGGCCUGGACGCUGAUGAGAAAAGACUCGCCUUAUCAGCCUGAAUAUGCAUCCUUGAAAAAGCAUCUGCAGGGAUCUCAGGACAAGAAGAGCAUGAUUUCACAUCAGAAAUCAAUGCUCAGAAGAGAAGAGCAGAAAAACAAAUGAACAAAAGAGAGGAAUAUCUACAAACCGAUGAAGGUGAAAAUAAGUUAGAACGUCAAGUAAAAGAAUUCAGCUGAGCCAUAACCGAUGCACAAGGCCUGAACGUGGGAUGAUAUCACAUAUAUGUAUAUAUAGGAAAAUUAUAUUUUUUUACAUGAAUUUAAAAAAUGUGAUUCU